AUGUUGUGGCUCCCGCAGCCGGCGCUGGGGACGCGCGCGGACGAGCCCGGGGCCUGCAGCCGCCACCGCCGCCAGGUGGUGUUUGGACACUAGACCAUGUGCCUAGGUAGAAGUUUUUCCUUUCUCCACAGCUCUACUCCCCCAGCAACGCUCGCCACACCCUUGUUUUGAGAACCUCACUAAGCCCUUUCCAGUAUCCAGCCAUGGGGGAUAUGAAAACCCCAGAUUUCGAUGACCUUCUGGCUGCUUUUGACAUCCCAGACCCCACCAGCCUUGACGCCAAGGAGGCCAUCCAGACGCCCAGUGAGGAGAAUGAGAGUCCCCUCAAACCGCCAGGCAUGUGUAUGGAUGAAAGUGUGUCUUUGUCUCACUCAGGAUCAGCCCCAGAUGUGCCGGCCGUGAGUGUCAUUGUUAAGAAUACCAGCCGCCAGGAGUCAUUUGAAGCGGAGAAAGACCACAUUGCUCCCACCCUCCUACACAAUGGAUUCCGGGGCUCAGACCUGCCUCCAGAUCCCCACAACUGUGGGAAGUUUGAUUCAACUUUCAUGAAUGGAGACAGUGCCAGGAGUUUCCCUGGCAAGCUGGAGCCUCCCAAGUCAGAGCCGUUACCCACCUUCAACCAGUUCAGUCCAAUCUCCAGCCCCGAACCCGAGGAUCCCAUCAAAGAUAACGGGUUUGGGAUAAAGCCCAAGCACUCUGACAGUUAUUUCCCACCCCCUCCUGGGUGUGGGGCUGUGGGAGGCCCAGUCCUGGAGGCUCUGGCUAAGUUUCCAGUCCCAGAGCUGCAUAUGUUUGAUCAUUUUUGUAAGAAAGAACCCAAGCCAGAACCCCUGCCCUUGGGGAGCCAGCAGGAGAACGAGCAAGGUGGGCAGAAGGCAGUGGAGUCUCACAAAGAGCUGGAUGCCAGUCGAUUCUUUGGGGAAGCUUUGGAGUUCAACAGCCACCCUAGCAACAGUGUCGGGGAGCCCAAGGGGCUUGCCCGGGAGCUUGGUACCUGCUCAUCAGUCCCCCCUCGGCAGCGUCUUAAGCCAGCUCAUUCUAAGCUGUCCUCUUGUGUGGCAGCCUUGGUGGCCCUACAGGCCAAAAGAGUGGCCAGUGUCACUAAGGAGGAUCAGGCUGGCCACACAAAGGAUGCCUCAGGGCCCACUAAAGAGGGUUCUAAAGGCAGCCCCAAAAUGCCCAAGUCACCAAAGAGUCCCCGGAGCCCUCUGGAGGCCACUAGAAAAAGUAUCAAGCCAUCGGACAGCCCUCGGAGCAUCUGCAGUGACAGCAGCAGCAAAGGCUCCCCUUCUGUGGCUGCCAGCUCCCCACCAGCGAUUCCCAAAGUCAGAAUCAAAACCAUUAAGACAUCAUCAGGGGAAAUCAAACGGACCGUCACAAGGAUCCUACCAGACCCUGACGAUCCGAGUAAGUCUCCUAUCGGGUCACCUCUGGGGAGCGCCAUUGCUGAGGCCCCAAGUGAGGUGCCAGGGGACGAAGUGCCUGUGGAGGAGCACCUUCCUGAGGCAGGCGCAAAUUCAGGGAGCCCCCAGGGUGACAGGAAAGGAGAUGAGAGCAUGACAAAGGCCAGUGACUCUUCGUCUCCCUGCUGCAGCUCGGGGCCCCGGGUCCCAAAGGGAGCUGCGCCGGGCUCACAGACGGGCAGGAAGCAGCAGAGCACAGCACUGCAGGUGUCUACCCCGGCCCCUGCCAGCCUCCUUCCCAAAGCGGUGCACCUGGCCAACCUGAACCUCGUGCCCCACAGCGUUGCCGCGUCAGUGACAGCCAAGUCCUCAGCGCAGAGACGGAACCAGCCACAGCUCACGCAGAUGUCGGUGCCCCUGGUCCACCAGGUGAAAAAGGCCGCCCCACUGAUUGUGGAGGUCUUCAACAAGGUCCUCCACAGCUCCAACCCCGUGCCCCUCUAUGCGCCAAAUCUCAGCCCGCCUGCGGACAGCAGGAUCCACGUGCCGGCCAGUGGGUACUGCUGCCUGGAGUGUGGGGACGCGUUUGCCUUAGAGAAGAGCCUGAGCCAGCACUACGGCCGGCGGAGCGUCCACAUCGAGGUGCUGUGCACUCUGUGCUCCAAGACGCUGCUCUUCUUCAACAAGUGCAGCCUGCUGCGGCAUGCCCGCGACCACAAGAGCAAGGGGCUCGUCAUGCAGUGCUCCCAGCUGCUGGUGAAGCCCAUCUCUGCGGACCAAAUGUUUGUGUCGGCCCCUGCGAACUCCACGGCACCAGCAACCCCGGCCCCCUCAUCCUCCCCCAAACAUGGCCUCACUUCGGACAGUGCCAGUCCCCCUCCUCCAGCCUUGCCGCUCUACCCUGACCCGGUGAGGCUCAUCCGGUACUCAGUCAAGUGUCUUGAAUGUCACAAACAGAUGCGGGACUACAUGGUCCUGGCUGCACAUUUCCAGAGGACGACAGAGGAAACCGAGGGGCUGACUUGCCAGGUAUGCCAGAUGCUGCUGCCCAACCAGUGCAGUUUCUGUGCCCACCAGCGGAUUCAUGCACACAAGUCCCCCUACUGCUGCCCGGAGUGUGGGGUCCUCUGUCGCUCUGCCUACUUCCAGACCCAUGUAAAGGAGAAUUGCCUGCACUAUGCCCGCAAGGUGGGCUACAGGUGUAUCCACUGUGGUGUCGUCCACCUGACCUUGGCCUUGCUGAAAAGCCACAUCCAGGAGCGACACUGCCAGGUUUUCCACAAAUGUGCAUUCUGUCCCAUGGCCUUCAAGACUGCCAGCAGCGCCGCGGACCACAGUGCCGGCCAGCAUCCGACCCAGCCCCACAGACCCUCCCAGCUCAUUUAUAAGUGCUCCUGUGAAAUGCUCUUCAACAAGAAGAGGCACAUCCAGCAGCAUUUUUACCAGAAUGUCAGCCAGACGCAGGUGGGCGUCUUCAAGUGCCCCGAGUGCCCGCUCUUGUUCGUGCAGAAGCCGGAGCUGAUGGAGCAUGUCAAGAGCACCCAUGGUGUUCCCCGAAACGUGGAUGAGCUGUCAAGCCUCCAGUCUUCAGCAGACACGUCCUCAAGCCGCCCUGGCUCUCGAAUUCCCGCUGAGCCCCCAGCCACUAAUGUGGCUGCCCGGAGCAGCUCCCUGCCAUCUGGCCGCUGGGGCAGGUCCGAAGUGCAUCGCAGGGCCGAAGCCAGGCCCCGGCUGAGGAACACUGGCUGGACCUGCCAGGAGUGCCAGGAGUGGGUUCCUGACCGGGAAAGCUAUGUGUCCCACAUGAAAAAGAGCCACGGUCGGACGUUGAAGCGGUACCCGUGCCGGCAGUGCGAGCAGUCCUUCCACACCCCCAGCAGCCUGCGCAAACACAGCCGCAACAACCAUGACACAGCAAAGAAGGUCUACACUUGUGGGUACUGCGUGGAGGACAGCCCCAGCUUUCCUCGGCCCUCCCUCCUGGAGAGCCACAUCAGCCUUAUGCACGGCAUCAGAAACCCUGAUUUGAGCCAGUCGUCCAAAGUCAGGUCUCCGAGCGGACAUUCCCCUCAGGUGAACCAUCUGAAAAGACCAGUCAGUGGAGUGGGGGACGCCCCGGGCACCAGCAAUGGCGCAACUGUCUCUUCCACCAAAAGGCACAAGUCCCUUUUUCAGUGUGCAAAAUGUAGUUUUGCCACAGACUCGGGGCUCGAGUUUCAGAGCCACAUACCUCAGCACCAUGUGGACAGUUCCACAGCCCAGUGUCUCCUCUGUGGCUUGUGCUACACCUCUGCCAGCUCCCUCAGCCGCCACCUCUUCAUCGUCCACAAGGUGAGAGACCAGGAGGAGGAGGAGGAAGUGGAGGAGGAGGAGGAGGAGGAGACAGCAGCAGAGGUGGCAGUGGAGGCUGCAGAGCCAGAGGCGGGCUCUGGGGAGGAGGUGUCCAUGGAGACGAGAGAGAACGGACUGGAAGAGUGUGCCGGCCAGCCCUUGUUGACCGACCCAGAGGCAAGGAGAUUGCUGGGCCCGGCCCCUGAGGAGGACGGUGCCCAAGAUGCUCAGAGUCAGCUACAGGCCUCUCAGGACCAGGACAGCCACGCACUGUCCCCUCAGGUGUGACCAGAGGCUUUGCAGUGUAUGCGGUCAGGGUGCUGCCAUGGCGUCCUCCGCCUGUCGUGUAGACCGUGGGAGGUAGAAGGCUCUGCCCCGGGUGUGAGUGCGGCCGGCUGUGCCCUGGAGCAGUGUCCGCCCCGAGCUGCUGGUGCUGGGUAUCCCCAGCCCCGGGAAACGUGGGGUCACCAGGACCUGACAGCUCUGAAUUUGCUUCUGUUAUUUAUGGCUUUGUGCUGCUGCUUGGUACUCCACCUCUGGUCUGUGUCCUUAACCCCAGGUUGCCUACCUGGCCCAACCCCAGUGCUGUCAGCUCAGCUUGAAACCCCUCAGCGGCUGUGCUCUUCUGGGAAGUUCCCGCUUACUGCCUUCAGCCAGGGGACUCCUCAGAGCUCUAUUUUCCUGUAGAUACCAGCUCUCCUUCCUGCCUUCAGAGCCUGAGAAGGAGGGAACGAGGGGUGCUGACACAGCCCCUCUGGGAGAGCUCUGCCCAGCCCGGCUUGGUGAGGGCCCUUGGUCACCUUGCCCUUCCUUCUUGGCUUCUCUGAUUCUUUUCCCCCCAAAUAGUCCUGAGAACUAAUUGUCACACUGGCUCAUCGUGUCUCUGUGGGUGGGAGAAACUUCUGCAGCACACUGUUUGGAACCCGGGGAGAGCAGGAGGUGCAGCAAAGGCAGGAGGGCUCUGCGAGCCAGACCCCUCAGAGGAGCUGUGGGUGGGUCUUUGUUCUGCUGGUCUGCCUUUCCUGACAGGUGGGGUUGGGGGCACACAGACGUUGGGAUAUUUGUACUCUUGCUCCUGUGCCAUUAGAGAGGCUGCUGCCCCAUGCAGGCCAGCCCCUCCUCCUCUUGGCUACACUCAUGUUGCUCAGACUAUAUUUCAAAUAAAAAACCUUCUUACCAUGCA
This is a messenger RNA of Propithecus coquereli (Coquerel's sifaka), 4917 nucleotides long. RefSeq names its product zinc finger protein 592 (gene ZNF592). The record is from RefSeq and is a predicted model, not a curated record. The transcript has 10 exons. The coding region runs from base 204 to 4022 and encodes 1272 amino acids. Lineage: Eukaryota; Metazoa; Chordata; Mammalia; Primates; Indriidae.